CCCUCCGAACCCGGAAGUGCUUUCCAGGCUGUCGUGCGUGCACCGUGUUUACACUGAGGUCAGCUAGCUUCAGCUACACGAGUAUUAACUCUGAACUUUAUUAUUUAUCUUCGUUUUAUUUAACCAACAUGUCUUCCGACGACACAUUUGAGGGACAGUCUGCACUGAAGGAGGAACUGAACAAAAAGAUAAAGGAGCAGAAGAUUGUGCUGGACGAGCUCUCCAACCUGAAGAAAACCAGAAAAGUUUACAUCCAGCAGAGGAACAGCAACAUCUUCUUCCUAGCAGACAGAAGUCAGACACUGAGUUCUUGCAAAAAGGAGCUGGACAUCAUGAAAAAGGAGCUGCAGGAUUUGUAAGACCAACCUUCACAACAACAAUGUGCGGCAUCUUCUGUCUGUUGACUUUAACGCCCUCUCAGUUUGAGAGGGACAAAACAGUUCAUGAACAUUUGAAGAGA
Molecule: messenger RNA, 460 nt
Organism: Acanthopagrus latus (yellowfin seabream)
Lineage: Eukaryota; Metazoa; Chordata; Actinopteri; Spariformes; Sparidae
Product: ASNSD1 upstream open reading frame protein-like
Exons: 4
Coding region: 129-359 (76 amino acids)
Source: RefSeq, a predicted model, not a curated record